Molecule: messenger RNA, 1113 nt
Organism: Cladophialophora psammophila CBS 110553
Lineage: Eukaryota; Fungi; Ascomycota; Eurotiomycetes; Chaetothyriales; Herpotrichiellaceae
Exons: 1
Coding region: 1-1113 (370 amino acids)
Source: RefSeq, a predicted model, not a curated record
AUGGAACAGGCUCUAGGUUUAGGCCUCAACGGCGUUAAUCUUGCCAUCACACACCAGGACAAGGUGAUUGACCCUCUGCAUCGCAGAUACAAGAAAAUCCGUGGCCAAGUGCCUCAACCCGAUCCCGCUCUUUUCGACAAACGCACAAUGGAAGAGAAAGGCCUCGUUCUACGCCGUCGCCGUGAUGUGGCCUCGGACGAAGAGAUUGUCGAGGUGGUGAGGCACAAGGGAGACAUUCUGCCACGACGACCUACUCGGUCGGGGCAACAACGUCAAAGAGCCAGCUCUAUGCACAAUGGUCGAGACAUGGGUGCAGGCGCGGCCGCAGGCGCCGGUGCAGGGGCCCUCGUGGCAUACCGCGACCGUGAUCGUGACAGAGACAAUUACUACGACUCCGAGGGCUCGGUGCCUCCACGCUCGCGCGUUCGAGCAAAGUCCUCCUCCGGUCGCUCUCGACGCCGCCGAAGCUCUUCAAGCUCCUCCUCAUCCUCGCUGCUCUCUUCCACCGAGGAAGAGAAGAACAUCCGCAAAAUGCAACGCAAGAAAUGGCUCACCGCCGCUCUGGCAAGUGUGGCCACCAUCCACGCCGCCUCCAAAGUCUAUUCUUCCAUCGAGUCGCAUGAUAAACGAAUGGAAAAAGUUCGCGAGGGGAAAAUGUCCCCGGAGGAAGCCCACAAGCAGCAACGCGCAUCUCGGUGGCAAGAUGCCGCCGCCAUUGGGAUUGCCGCGUUGGGCCUCAAAGGUGCGGUGAGCGAGUGGAAUGAGCUGUCCGAGGAGCACAAUCACCACAAAGAAAUGCUUUCGUUGAAGGAAGAGCAUCACAAGAAGCGCAUGGAGCGCGAGAGACGCAGGCGCGCAAGGGAACGGGGAGGGUACUACAAGGGACGGGAUGGCAAGUGGUACUACGACGGCCCCGAGCCACAGAGCAGUGAAAGUUACCGUGGAAGCCGUGCUAGCGGCGGAGCAGGUGGCCCUUACGACGACGACCGGGCGAUCAGAGACUCGAAUCGCGCGAGAAAGAUGUAUGACGAAGAUAGGGACUUUGAUGAUUACGAUAGCAGGAGAUCCAGGUCUCGGCGUGCGGUGAGUCGCGGUCGUGCCAGCGACUACUGA